CUGAGAAGCACAUUCCCUCUCUACAUUCUGCAAGCAGCCACAAUGGAGCCUGUUAGCUUCCAUUAUGCCUGUGCUAUAAGUGCUGCCUGACGCGUUCCUCAACACAACAAAAAUAAUUCCAGUGUAACAGCACUGCCUGUCAGGCAUUUAAAACAAAAACGUGGAUUAUGGUUUCGAGUUUAGAGACUCUCUUUGUAUAAACACACAAUUGUACUCUCUGCUGUUUCUGUGCUGUUGCAGUGUUCAUAUGGAGAACCCGAUCAAAAUCAAAAGGACCGCCAUCACCCUGGCUCAGAAAGUUCAGAUCAUCUUGAAGUUGAACGACCCCUCCUUCAAACAGAAGGAGAUUGCCCGGGAGUAUGGCCUGACCGCCUCAGCCAUCUCCAAAAUUGUCAAGAAGAAAGAGGAGAUUCUGGAAGAAUGGCUGCGUGGUGGGAACCUGGAACGCAAGCGUAAGCGUGAGGGGAAGAACCAGACCAUUGAUGAUGCCCUGCUCAGCUGGUUCUGGACAGCCAGCAAGGAGAAAGGCCCAAUUUCAGGGCCAGUGCUCAUGGCCAAAGCCAAGGCCCUCGCUGAGGAAAUGGGGAUCGAGUUCAAACCCACCAAUGGCUGGCUGUGCCGAUGGAAGAACCGCAACAACCUGGCUUACAAACGCACGCCAAAGGAUAAGCGUGAAUACAGAGGGAUGAGCGACCAGUGGACUGGAUUCUCUGCCUUUACACCUCAAUCUCUGUAUCUGCAAGAUGGGCAGCUGGUCCCAGAUUACUACAGAGAGGGAACAGCAACACAGCCUCUGGAUGAAGCAGGGGAAGAUUCACAUGACCAGUCUGCAGAAGGGGCUGAACGAGAGGAACAAGAUCCACAGUUUUAUGCAGGAGCAGCUGCUUUUUCACAAGCUCCCAGUGGUCAGCAUGGACAAUGGCAUACAAUGGGACCUGGGUCGACUGACAGCUCUUCUGAUGAGAUGCCAACAGCACAAGCUCUGAUAAAGCAGGAUGCAGAUACUAAGCAUAAACCCAAGAGAAUCAAGCAAGAGGAACUGCCCACACAAUCAAGCCACAACUGUCAGUUUUACGCAGCUCCGUUAGAUCUGAGAAGUCAACGAGAGAUGCCUGGAACAUCAAACAAAAUUCCAGCAACAGGUAACCACAACAAGGGAGACAAUAUUAAACAAGAGGAAGACUCUGUCAGCCACGGCUAUCAAUUUUACAAAGAUCAACAGUUCACUUCAGACUCAUCAGACACCUCAUCUGAUGAAGGCACUUUGACACAGCCUGAGAUUCAUCGGGUUACAAGCUCCUAUCAUACUGUAAAACGAGUCAAGCAAGAAGACAGCCCUGAAAAGCCCAGUCACAGUUACUGCUUCUUUAGAGGGCUGGGAGAUUUGGAAGAUCGCAGACCCAAACCAUGCCCUUCAGACACUGCCUCAGAUGAGAUAAUGAGGACCAAGACUCCAAUUUAUCGCACAAUUGCUGGGCGCAGCAAGCAUGAACGGUUAUUGCAAGAGGAAGAGUCCCUGUCCAAACAGCAUCAGAGUCAAAGCAUUCCUUCUUACAAAGGAAAGCAGACACUUGUGCAAGUGCUUCAACAGUUUGGGGCUCAGCUCCCCUCACGAAGCUCAAACAAUGCACCACAAGGGUCACACUCUUUUAAUCCAGUAGCAGAACUUUCUUGCAAUCAAUAUGAAAGGGAAACCAGAGAUGAUGUCAUGUCCAAGAAGAGAAGUCAGUUUUGCAAAGGUAUGAACAGCUGCACAGGAAGCUUGCACUCUACCAAAAAGAACACAGCUGAAGUCAAGGUCCAGGAAGAAUGCUUUAAAAAGGCUGAGCUAGCUUCAAUAUGCAUUCUUCGCAAUGUUUACUUUGCAGCCAAGGAGAUGAUCCCCAAUUCCUCAACAGAAGCUCUGAAUGAGCUGUGCAUACUUCAAGGUCUCACAGACCUGGGAGGACUUCACUCAGACAAGCUCAACUCCUCCGAUGAUUCAAUUGAGGAAUUCCAGCAGGCCAUUGCUGAAGUGACGGAUGAAGGAAUCCUGAAGAAGGCACAGUCCAGUAACUGUUUCAGUAUCCUAAUUGAUGAGUCUGAAGACUGUUUCACAGAGCCGUGCCUAUUUAUGUACCUCCAAAUCAUUGACCAUGUUGCAGGAGGGUAUGAGCCAAAAACUUACUUCCUGGCUGUCAAAAAACUACAGGAAGAGGUCACAGCUGAAAAGAUCACAGUGGAAUUAGUCAAUGUGCUGAAAGAAAAAAAGCUAGACAUGAAACAGAUGUGUGGAUUUGCAAUUGAUGGCACUGCUUUGACAGAUGAAUGCAAGAACAGUGUGGUCACUCAGUUGAAGGCACAGGUUCCUGGUCUCUUAUCCAUCCAGUGUAUUUCUCAUCGAUUAGCUCUCAGCAUUGUGUCUGCUGCAGACACUGUCCCUUACCUAGUGAAGUACCAACAAACUCUCAACUCUGUUUAUAAACACUGUGCUGGGUUGCCCAGGGACGGGCUUGAGGCCAUGCAAAAAGUACUGAGAGACACAUACAAACAGAGCAGUCCUUUCAAGGAUAUUUUGCCAUCCAGGUGGCUUAUAGUCAGAGCAUCAGUUGAAGCUGUAAUACGCAACUUUGGCAAACUUGUCUCGGUGCUCCAGAACAGUCAGUCAGCCAGAGGUGUGGGGCUAGCAAAGACCAUGUGUACUUACAAAUUCUUGCACUGUAGUCAUUUUUUGGCUGACAUUCUCCAUCAGCUGUACAUUCUGUGUAAGAGUUACCAGACGUCCAAUGUUGACUUUUCAAUUGUGCACCCCCUAUUGAAAUCAACAGUCACCACGAUUAAUAAGUUGAGCGCUGAAAGCACUGGCGAAAUGCUUAAGAGUCUUUUGGCUGCACUGCCGGCCAAUAUGUGGGAUGAGAGCCUCUCUGAAAGCUCAUUUAUGUUUCAGAAUCACCGGAUAAAAGCAGGCCGCCAGCAGAGGUCAGAGGCUGAAAGUACCUGCAGAACUUUCCUUGAAAAUCUCACGUGUGACCUUAAGGCCAGGUUCUCCAAAUCCAAGGAUGCAGCCACCAUAACAGCAAUGACUGCCAUAUUCGAUCCUGUACAUGCCUCUGACUCAAAGAAUAGGCACAUCCAAACUGUGACAGAUUACCUGUCUUCACUUUCUGAUGACAGUGACAAAGAUGAGUUUGAAAUGAGCUGCAAACAGGAGCUUGUCAGCUUCAUGAACUUUGUAGAGUCUCAGCCUGGUGUUCACACACUCAUUAGCUCCAAGGAUGUGUGUGAACUUGCACUGAAGCAGAAACUGAUGUUUCCUGUUGUCAGUUCACUGGCAGAACGGUACUUGGUUUUGCCGAUUUCAACUGCAGGUCUUGUGGGGACAUUCUGUAGACAACACAUGUUGAGGACCAAACUUGGGAACUCACUGACCACCAAGUCACUGGAGAACCUGAUCAAGAUCUCCAUCCAUGGUCCUCCUAUCAAGGAGUUCAACUUCAUAGCUGCUUAUUCCAAGUGGGCAUCCAGCAGGGCCAAAAGGGCACAGCAGCAAAAGAGUUAGAGAUUUACUUGUGCUGAUUCUUUCUUUUCCCUUUCGAACAAAAAAAAAUUGUUUGUUAUUAGCAAGGAAGAGAAAGGAACCUAUCUGCAGCAAAACUUUGGAAUCCUAAAACAUAAUACAGUUUCUGCUCAGAGUUUUGCUGCAGGCACAAUGUACAGAAAUUCAGGGCAAAGAAAACAUCUAAUUUGUUUAAACACUCUCCUUUCUAGAAGUUGUUAAUAUUGAUCAUGAAUUGCAUAGACUUCCCCUCUUUUUUAUUCAUUUACAGGAUGAGGGUGUUGCUGGCCAGGCAAUAUUUAUUGCCCAUCACUAAUUGCCCAGAGGGCAGUUAAGACUCAACCAUAUUGGCUGUGGGGCUGGAGUCGCAUGUAGGCUAGAACAGGUUGGGAUGGCAGUUUCCUUCCCUGAAGGACAUCGGUGAAGUAAAUAGGUUUUUACGAUAAUCGACAAUGGUUUCAUGGUCAUCAUUAGACGGUCUUACGAAGUCUGCCGAGGCAGGAUUUGAACGUGGUCCGCAGAACAUUAUCUAGGUCUCUGGAUUAAUAGUCCAGUGAUAGUAUCACUAGGACACUGCUUCCCCUCAGCAUUGAUAACUCUGUCACCUUUCAACCUUCAAGCCAGUUCCUGGGACAGUUACAAACUGGUCAAUAAUUUAAAGAAAAAGAAAGCUUGCAACUAUAAGCGCACCUUUUCGGAUUGCUCAGAAACAUCUCAAAAUAUUUCAAACAAUCUGCUUCCUGAUGCAAUACGUGCUCUAGUUGUGCAUGCAACUCUUUGGCAUUGGUCGAGUUGGAAAGCUGGACUGAUAAAUAGAUGAAUAAUUCAAUGUCAAUUUUUUUUUUAAAAAGUUUGCAGUUUCAAUUUAUUUAAUGUCUUCUUUUGUUAAUCGUCCUUGCAACACAGAAAGGUUUCCUCCCUUUUUCAGGUGUGAUACAGGAGGAGGCAGAGAGGUGAUGAAGGUAUUGAAGAAAAAGGCCUGCAUGUGAUGCCUAACUCACUGCAGUUGGCAGAGCUACUGACAUUUCAUGAUUGUCUAUUGCGCCUGCCAGUUGCGCUGUAGUUGCAAGCAGAGAGACAGAAUGGCCCUAACAGUGCUGUGCCAAUGCAGAAUUGCACGAGCUUUUUUUAAAAAAUUCAUUCAUGUGGUGGCUAGGCAAUAUUUAUCACCCAUCCCUAAUUGCCCAGAGGGCAUUUGAGAGUCAACCACAUUACUGUGGGUCUGAAGUCACAUGUAGGCCAGACCAGGUAAGGAUGGCAGGUUCCUUCCCACAGUUCAUUAGUGCAGUUGACAAUGGAUUCAUGGUCACUGUUAGAUUCUUAAUUCCAAAUAGUUAUUGAAUUCAAAUCCCACCAUCUGCCGUGGCAGGAUUCAAACUUGGGUCCCCAGAAUGUUAUCUGGGUCUCUGGAUUAACAGACCAGUGAUAGGACCACCAGGCCAUCGCCUCCUCAUAAAGAGCCAAUGAUGGUGGUCUGUUCAGUCAUAACAAAGAAGUCCACAUUUCCUGACAUAUAUUUCCAGCAGGAGUCAGCGGAUAAUGAUUCCGGGGAAGAACCCUUCCUUGGACUAGGGAGGCAGAGGUGAGGAAGUGCAGCUUCCCAGCUACUGCCACGGCUAGGACAACACCCUUGCUUUCCUUUAAAUACUGCUGC
Stegostoma tigrinum is the source of this 5189-nucleotide messenger RNA. RefSeq lists its product as uncharacterized. Lineage: Eukaryota; Metazoa; Chordata; Chondrichthyes; Orectolobiformes; Stegostomatidae. Gene Ontology annotation, molecular function: DNA binding. The coding region runs from base 248 to 3538 and encodes 1096 amino acids. The record is from RefSeq and is a predicted model, not a curated record. The transcript is spliced from 8 exons.